UGCAAUUAAGCCUAAAUCUUCUCGGCACUAGGCACGAAUCGGGUCCAAAAUGCUUCCUACUACAGUCAGCCAAACUUCCAUAAGAGGGGGCCCCGCUCCCUCUCCCUCUCGAAGCACUCUCACAAGAUUUUAAUGGCGGACCCCGGCGAUUCCUCACCUCUGAUCGCCCCCGUUCCGGUCGCCGAGCCCUGUUCCAGCGAGAUCGAUCUCGAAGCUGGCCCCAACGACGACCAGUUACAGUGCCGGAUCUGCCUUGAAACCGAUGGAAGGGAUUUCAUAGCUCCAUGCAAAUGCAAAGGAACCUCCAAGUAUGUUCACCGUGAAUGCCUUGAUCAUUGGCGAGCUAUAAAGGAAGGAUUUGCAUUUGCUCAUUGCACAACCUGCAAAGCUCCUUACUACUUGAGGGUUCACGUUCAUGCUGACAGGAAAUGGAGAACAUUGAAGUUUCGUUUUUUUGUGACUCGAGAUAUAUUGUUCAUCUUCGCGAUCGUUCAACUUGUAAUUUCUUCCCUUGCCUAUCUGGUGUAUUUAUUUGAUGGCCAUCAACAACAUGGGCUGCGGCUCGCAUGGGGCUUUGACAGUGGAGUUAGUUUCUACUAUAUCUGUGGGGCACUUCUGUUCUUUUCCUUGCUUGGGUUAUCAGGAUGCGUCAUUACUUGUUACGAUCGACGAGUACGCAGUGAUUUGGCUCAGCCGUGUCGAGAAUUAUGUCUUUGUUGUUGUCAACCAGGGAUGUGUGCAGAUUGUCAUCUUCCUGGUACACUUUGUAUGUGGACUGAUUGCACCACAUGCUUUGAAAGCUGUGCAAGCACCGCAGGCGAAUGUGGUUGCCUAAGUGGAGCAGGGGAAGCUGGGUUACCAUUACUGCUUAUUAUGGGAUUGGUUGUCCUUGGUCUCUUCACCAUAAUUGGCAUAUUCUACAGUGUACUUGUGGCCACAAUGGUUGGGCAGCGGAUCUGGCAGCGACAUUAUCACAUACUUGCUAAACGAAUGCUUACAAAAGAGUAUGUUGUGGAGGAUGUCGAUGAUGAGAUGAUGGGCGGAAAUUGGAGCCCACCCCCCCUUCCUCCGGAGCAUGUCCAACAGCUAAAGUCACUUGGACUUCUAUAAUUCUAAUUCUCAAGGGCAUCUUACAUAGAGCUGAGCACCCAUCUUUUGGAUGGAGAAUUUGGUUUCUUAUUGUGAAGGCAAAGGUGGAUAUUUUCUUAUAGCUUUUUACUGUAUUCUUAAAUGCUUUCAGUCUGUUUAUAUGUGAUCAUAAUGUACCCGGAUUCCUUUAUUGUGAUACCGAUCUCAUUCCGAUACAAUUUUAUAUUUGGAAUAGUGGAUAUUUAGGAGCUUCGAAAUGGCUUGCAUGAUAUUGUGAUAAUAAACCCCCCUAGAAAGGAACGGGAAUAGGGAUGCCAGUUGUAUUUGGAAAAAUGUUCGGCUUGAUUGUCA
Asparagus officinalis (garden asparagus) is the source of this 1440-nucleotide messenger RNA. RefSeq lists its product as uncharacterized. Gene Ontology annotation, molecular function: zinc ion binding. The coding region runs from base 133 to 1110 and encodes 325 amino acids. The record is from RefSeq and is a predicted model, not a curated record. The transcript has 7 exons. Lineage: Eukaryota; Viridiplantae; Streptophyta; Magnoliopsida; Asparagales; Asparagaceae.